Messenger RNA from Racocetra fulgida, 1169 nucleotides. Lineage: Eukaryota; Fungi; Glomeromycota; Glomeromycetes; Diversisporales; Gigasporaceae. The record is from the annotation of a GenBank genome assembly.
AUCAAGAACUUCAACACUUACGGAAUUCACUUCCGGAUUCUGUUCAGAUUCAACGCAUUGAAGAACGUCUUUCAGCAUUAGGAAAUGUUAUUGCUUGUAACGAUUAUGUUGCUCUCGUUCAUCCUGAUGUUGAUAAAGAAACUCAAGAAAUUAUUCGUGAUGUACUAGAAGUGGAGGUGUUUACGCAAACAAUCGCGGGUAAUGUACUAGUUGGUAGUUAUUGUGCAAUAAGUAAUCAAGGUGGAUUGGUUCACCCACGUACGACAAUUCAGGAUCAAGAUGAAUUAUCAUCAUUAUUGCAAGUUCCUCUUGUGGCCGGGACGAUAAAUCGUGGAUCUGAUGUGGUUGGGGCAGGCCUUGUAGUGAAUGAUUGGUGCGCAUUUGCAGGAUUAGAUAGUACCGCAACAGAAUUAUCUGUGGUUGAAAAAUUGGGUAUACAUAUUGAUGGAUAUAUUGCAAGCGCAGCACAUACUACAAUAUUAAACCCAAAUCCACAACAACCUAUAGAAGGUCGAUCUGCUGAUGUUGUUGCAGCUGCACAUUUUGGUGCUGAAGUUGCUUUGAGAUUAUUGAAAGCUGGAAACAAGGGAUCAGACAUAGUCAAGGCUGUAAACCAGGUCGCAAAUUAUUUUAAAUGCAUACCGGUUGAAGGGUCUAUUGUACAACAAGUUCGUCGUUAUGUUCUUCAAGGAGAAAAUUUUGCGUCUUUGAAUCCAAAUGAUGGUUUUCCGGAUGAUGAUUUUAUGAUUAAUACAAAUGAAGCUUAUACUAUCAAUGUACUUAUGAGUACUGGUAUUGGUUUGGUCAAGGAAUCUGAAUUUAAACCAACAAUUUAUCAGAGGAAUGUUAAUGAAGUAUAUAAUUUAAAAUUGAAAGCUGCUAGAACAGUAUUUAAAAAAAUUACCGACACUUAUAAUCGUCUUGGAAUUCCGGAAUGUGCAACACAUGGUCUGUUAAGGCCGUAUUAUGUCCUACUAGAACACACUGGCCAAGCGGUCGUUGCGCAAUUUAAAUUCACAGCUCUUGUUACGUCAAGCGGAAAUGCUACGCGUAUUACAUCAUCACCUCAAUUACCAUAUGUUUCUUCUGAGUUGUCUAUACCAACAGAUUCGGACAUUGCAAAGUUGUUAGCUUGUGAAGUUAAAUCGGUGAAGGCAAAAAAUAUAUGA